AUGAAAGAUAAAGGUGUCCAUGAUAGCUCACAAAGCGAUGACAACAAUGAGGCAUUGAAACGAUCUCCUUCUUCAGCAGUCGCUUCGUUCUCUAUUCCUGGUGAGUUAAGGAAUUAAUAUCCUUUAGAUCUAAUAGUUUGUUUUUACCUUGUCAUUAAGUAUAGAAAGGUUACAUUACCUAUGAACGCUAGCAUUAGAAAACAUCUAGUCUCACAGGAAGUUUGAAAACAAUUAUUCUCCGCUCUCACUCAUCUCGAUAUUUAUCAUUUUUUCCUAUAUGAAGUUAGAAGAUUUUUCCUCCAAGGGUUUAAAAACGUUUUCAUUGAUAAUUAGAGAAUAUUAAUUAGUUGUAACCAUUACAUGUUAAGUACACAGUCAUUCAAACGUUCAAAAUUUGAUUAACUUUAAAUUUCUUCAAACAGGGCUUUUUCUUAGUAAUUUUUUCUCUCUUAGUAGUCUUUCAAACUUGCCCCUUGCUAGAUUGCUAGAUUAUGAAUAAAACUGUUAUGAAGAUGGAUAAUAUUAAGUCUAUACACAAGACUCACUCACAUAAUUGUCACAGCAAACUAGUUUCUGUAGUGUGGUAGGACUGGUAAGGAAUUAUAUUCUUACUUUCCCCUGGAUUGGCCUGGGAUAGGAUGGUAGCCCCUGGGAAAUUACUCUUGCCUUUUGUUAGCUCUCUUGACAAUAUGCUGCUACAAUCAUUUACAGUUAUGAAAGGGAGGAGAGCUGUUAUGUGAGAGUUUAUAAGUGGCUUCUGCCUAAUUAAACACAGUAAAAUUACCCAGGGCUAGAAUCUGGGGCCCAAUUUCAUUUACCUACAUAAGAGAGCAGCUGUUAAAAAAGUGUUGUUACAAGCCAAUUCUGCUAAGUGUGUUCUUAGUGAAAUAAUUUGGAAAAAGGUCAGGAUACUGGAUAUAUUUUCAUUGCUGAAUAAACAUUUUGUGGUGCAAAUGAGAUUGAGUUUCUGCACUGCAAACAAGGCAGGCCUUAGUGCAUUUAAGUUUCUGCUCCUACGACCCCCUCUGCCUUACCACCUAUACCAGUCCUAAUAAUGUGCAGCUAGUGUAUGUGUGCUGUACUUAUAUGAGGAAAUGCAAAAUAUAGAACCCUGUUCUAAGGAAUGAUGGCCAGUAAUUAUGUAGAAGCUGUUACAGAAACUAUAAGAAACUAUAAGAAAAUUCUCAAACGUGAUUGGUUAUCACCAGCCCGAUUUGAGUAUGAAUAGGACAGUGCAUGUGUCAUGCUUGUAAAUGGACAGAGUAAUUGAACAGUUAAAGGGACAUUUAACACGUCAUGCCUGUAUAAGUGGGACUGUGAGUUGUCCAAUUCAGUCUGUAUUCAUACUUGUGAUUAACAAAUUGGACUCCCGCUUGGUGGCCGUCUGAGUUCCUUAAUUGCUUAUAUAAUUACAGACUAAAUUGGACUCCUUGUAGUCCCAUUACCAUUAUUAAUCAAACUAUGUUAUGUCCACCAUUCCUGUCAUAUGAUUUUGAGCUUAAUAUAUAAUUUUAUCCCACAGAUAUAAAGCUGUUUGAAAAGGAGUCUAGAUCAACACAGCUUGUUUUUAGCUACAAAGGAGGAAAAAAGGUCAGUUACUGGUGCCAGUGAAUGUAUAUGUUGGCAGUGUACAUUUAAGAUAUUACCAGAACUAUAGCUUAAAACAGUAUAAUAAUUCAGUAUUUAGAAUGAUUUCCUAGCUUGUGGAAUAUUUGUUUUUAUAAUUGAACUUUAUUGCAAAUUAUGAUUAAUCUUGUAGGUUCCAAAACUUAGAGAACCUAGAAAUUUAUUUGCAUUCAGCAAAGACAAAGGACAGCAGGCCUCUCCAAGAUGGUAAGGAAAAAAAAAAUAUAGGCAUGCAUAGCAUGGAAGAGUUAUUUUUUUUGGUUGGGUAUGUUGAGAUGGGAUACUUUGGGUUCCUAAUGUUUUCAUAACUUUCAAAGGGAUGAAAAUGUCAUUUUACUACACUUUAAGAGAAAGAAAUAAAACCUAAUUUACCUAAACUCACACAGGUAUUUUGUGGUCUAUUGUCUCUAUUGUCCAAAUACUUCUGAGCAAAAAUAAAAUGCAUUGGUGCCAUACUUGCUGUUGUCUUCUUCACAGCUGUUGUUUGGUCUUGUCACACAAUGCCCUCUCCUAAGCUUCCUGUUUGGAGAGAGAGCGUGUUGCAUGACGAAACCAAAUAGUGGUUUCAAUAGAACCUACACUUACAACUGUUCCUCUAACAGAGAGAAUAUCAAAAUUAUUAGUCUACAGUUAGUCCCCUCAAACAUAUCACUCCAUGUACCUAUAAUUUAGCCAUUAAAAGCAAAUUGAAACUCUGUUCUUUCUUUAAGUGAAGAUACGCUGAACAAGGGAAUUGGAUAAUAUUUCAAGGAGGGCUCCUUGAUUGGUGGUUGCCUAUCUGGACUUUGCCCCUUGAGUGUGAAACAUGUGAUAAAAUGCAGUUUGUUUACAAGGAAUCAACACAUGAUGGGGUGAAGUCCAAGGCACCUAAGAGUGAAUUUCAUUCGUAGGAAAAGUCAAAACAUGGGAGAAUUGCAUGAAAAAGCCACUAUCAGUAGCAUUUAGUUCCAUGUGAGUUUUUUUUGUGUGGUGUUGGAUAAUGCAGUUAGAAUAAGUGAUAAAGUGCAGGUUGUUUACCAGGAAAUGACACUUGAUGGAGCAAAGUCUAAUGUGGCAAAAUGGAAUUCGAUCGAUGGAAUACAAUUCAAGCACGUGAAAAAUUGCCUAAUGUUCAUGUAGUGCAAUAAUUGGGUGUGUUCUGAUUGGACUUUGGACAUUGUUUUCAUAGUGCGUGAUGGAACGUUAGUUGUUUGGCCUGUACGUUGUGAGAAAAGGAGUGGAAAAAACAUUUUUAACUAAAAAAUUAUACAAAAAGUCAAAUGUGUACCCUUUUAUAUCACGAUAAAUAUCGAUUUUAAUCGAUGAGGUCCCCGGUAAGGCAACAACCAUUACACUUAUCAAAUGCAGCAAUCUGAUUGGUGCAAGAUACAUACCAUAAUGCAGCAAACUGAUUGGUGUGAGAUACAUACCCUUAUGCAGAAAUCUGAUUGGUGUGAGAUAUAUACCCUACCAUGGCAAUCUGAUUGGUGCGAGCAACAUACUAUUCUACACACUAACUUUUUUCUGAAAAAAAAUUUAAAAUUACAAAUACGUCUGAGACAUAAUUUUUUUGUCUCUGGUUAUAAAUGAUUGUUCAGUAAUUUUUUAAAUAUUUUCUAUAUCUGCCAGUUAAGCACAACUCAAACUUAUGCACAUCAAUUAAUUUAACUUUUCACGGCCCAUGGAACUCAUAAUGUUCUUUUAUAAUAUAUUAAUGUUUAUUAUGGCAGGCCAUAUCAGAUGAAGAUUUUGCCGACAAGGCCCAAACACAUACAGUACAUUCCAAGAAAUUCAGAACCUUUCAUUAAGCCAGGUUUGUAAUCAUAUAUGUAAACUAUUUAGUGUUAAAAAAGGGAUUUGUCUUCAUUAGCAAGAAAUAACAAAAUACAAUUAUUAUUGUAAACUUUCCUUUUUGUUCAGAAGAUUAUUGCUGUUUGCUACACAGAGGCCUCCAGCUGUAGUUAUCAUGUUGGGAGCAAAUACUUAAAAGCUGAAUCUUAAAACUUGACAUUAAAAACAUUCUUGAAGUUAACUUUUCCCAAGGAUUUAGUUGAUUAACAUAACUGCCUUUAGGCAAACAGGAAUUAUUGCUUUGUCAUCAUGAUGGAGUCUCAUAGGUUUUGUGUUAUUGUUAUUAAUUAUUAUUAAUUAAGAAUCUUCAAUCUAUAAGUUGCCAGUGAACUUAAAAGUUUUCUUUUGUUUGCUUUUCAGAGAAGACAGCUGAUGAUGAAAGUCUAACAAAGUUAUCUCGUGAAGAUGGUAAAGUUGUAUAUAACAAUGAACCAGGACCUGAAAAAUAUGUAAGUUAUCUCUGAGGAAAUUUUAAUCCUCAUGUGCUCUUUUACUCGGAAGCUGAUAAAAUUUUAAUUUAGUGUUCACACUUUGACUGUCUCUUUGUGCGGAUUUAAUUUCUAGUUUCUCAGGUCACGUGUAGGUGGAACCCAGAUUUCUAACAAACCUUUUUACAAGCUCAAGUCUCCUGAGGACUCUACUUUACUAUUUGAAUCUCGGUUUGAAUGUGGAAAUCUGUUGAGGGCAGUGAAAGUGUAAGUGAAAUAGACUUAUAAUUAUAAUGAAUUAUUUACAUUUAUUCAGCUGAAUGUAUUUGUUUAUUAUUGAUCUACUAGUUGAAUUUUUUACUUUUUCAUCGUAGUAAUGAUGCUGAAUACCAGUUGUGGCUUAGAAAUGAUUUGUACACCAACAAACACACACAGUGGUAUUACUUCAGAGUUCAGAACACAAGACCAACUGUCCGGUAUAAGUUCACCAUCAUGAACCUCCUUAAAGUAAGGGAUGGAUCAAAGUUUUCUCUAUUUUUGCUCAUAGUCUAAGCAGUUUUCCAUUGGAAGUGAUUUAUCAUUGAAUUUCAUUGUUAAAUUUUGCUAUAAUAUAAACUGUGUUAGAUAUCACCAAUCAGCCACUGACAGGUCACUUGCCUUUGGCACUACUGUGUCAGUGUGAUGAAUGAAUGACAAAGUGUUCAUCAUUCUCAAUCUAAGGCUGUUUCUGGAAAAUUUUCUUGCAUGUGUUGUUUAUAUAAUAAAAAAAAUAAUACAGACUUUGGUCUUGAUUUAAUGAAACUAAACCAGCAGUAGGUAAUUGUGAAAUGGCCCUACUCUUUAUUUUAAUAGAUAUUUAUUUGUCUUAGUCUGGUAGCUUGUAUAAUGAAGGAAUGAGGCCUUUAUUUUACUCUGAACUGGAUGCAGCAACAAAGAAAAUUGGCUGGAUUAGAACUGGAGAAAAUAUAAAGUACUACAAGAAUGCCAUCAAGUGAGGCCACAGUUUUGUUUUCCUUUCCUGUUACUUGUUAAUAAUUAGUCUGUAAAAGGUGGAGUGUAGAGGCUUUAAAAGCAAGUGUUUUGUAAAUUUUGAUUCUAGUUAGAGCACAUUUAUCCCCUCGUUGAAUUUAUCAAUACUUUGAAUCCAAUGGUAGGAGACGUGGUUGUAUUGUAAGGGUGCUGGUCUACAGGUUGAAAGAUCCAGGUUUGAGACUUGGGGAUCAGUGAGCUGUGUUCUUGGGCAAAACACUUUUUAUUUACACUGGAGUAUAAGUGGGUACUGGUGAUUUGUCAGGGAAGCCUCAUGAAAUGCUGGGAGAUGACCUUACGAUGGACUAGCAUCCCAUCCUGGGGGGUAGGGGGGUGGGUAGUAGAUAUAUUCCUAGUUGUUCCAUGCUUUAUGGAAACUGAGAUAAGCUCUAGCUGGAUGGGCCCCUUGUCUCCAGUGCAGACUUCACCUUCACCUUCGCCUUCACUUUGAAACCAACAACAUUGCAGCUUAGUAAUCUCAAUUGCAAGUGGUACUCAGUAGGAGGUCUGUGAGAGGGGUGGGUUCAACCCUGUUAAAAACCCCAAUCCUUUUUUAUGUUUCACUUUCUGCAAGUGCCUUAAUAGAUAAUGACCACAGCCAACAUGCGAGAAUAAAUUUAUCACUUGCACCUUUCUUAUUGACAUGGGCAUAUUUCAGGUAAUCCGAAUAGACAAAAGUGUUCCUACUAUGAACCAUACCUGAGAGAGAAAGAUUCCUGAAAAGGCACAUUGGUUUUCUUACCUAGAAAUUUCUCCUACUAGACAAAAUUUCAUGUUAACAGUCAAUCAGUUGUUGUUUGUUAUUUCAGACGUGAAGACACAACAAAAGAAAAGUACCAUUACUCGUUAACAUGGACUUGUGAAUUUCCCAAUGAGAAUGACACGUACUAUUUUGCCCACUGUUAUCCAUACACCUAUUCUGACUUGCAGGUAAGUUGAGUGUUUAUAUUAAAAUACCUACAGAUGUCCCAGAAAUGUUUAUGAAAAGAAUUGUUCUUGUUAAAUUGGACUGUUUAUUUUCAGUGACCUAUCCACAGAGUAGAUGGUGUGCUUAAUUAAACUAUAUGCUUGUAUGGAAAAUACGUCUAAACACCAUGGCAUUGGGAAAUAACUAACUGACUUUCUGAACUGAUUGAAUAUAUGACUGUUGAACUUGCUAAGUAAGUUUAAGACUGACUGGCUGAGUGGUGAAGCACUGAAUGAAUGAAGGAUUUAUUGACAGACUGACUUUACAGCUGAGAGGGGAACUGAUUGACUAAUCAACUACUUGGAUGAUUAUCAGAUCGGGUGGUGGACCAACUGGAAGACUGAUUGUCUGAUUGACUGAUUGUUAGACUGACUCUUUGAUCAAACGAUCAACUGACUGUUUAGCUUACUUACUCCCUGAUCGACCGACUGACUGACCGACUACUGAGUGACUCUUAAGUGCAAUACAUACUCGAACUAUAUUAUUUCAAUUAUUUUCAUCCAGGAAUAUCUUCAAAACUUGAGGAACGACCCAGUGCGAUCACGGAUAUGCAAACAAAGAGUGUUAUGCCGGACUCUUGCCGGCAACUUUGUUUACACACUCACUGUCACAAACCCAUCAAGAAGGCCAGCUGAUGCUGAGGUAUGGAAUGGAACUUAAGUAUUUGUGAACUUGAAUCUUCUACAUCGAUACUGCAAUCUAUACCUUGUGCAUAUAUAUAAUUUAAAAAAGUUGCAACUUUGUCAAAGCACACAGCACUGAAGAGUUCUGUCAGUUUUUUAAACCCAGACCUAUCAAUCUGGUUAGACGUCUGCAUCAUCGUCAUAUUGUUUGUGCAUCUUGAGAAUAUUCAUCUGAACAAGCUAGGUGGUCAUUUCAGAUUUGCAAUCCAAUUUGAUCUUCUCUGGUAUGGUAGUUGGCGCGCCAGACUCCGCGUUAAGAGGUCUGGGUCCUGACCUUGGUCAGAAUCGUUUGGACGUGUCCUUUGGCAAAACACUUUGCUAUCACAGUCCCUCUCUCUGCUGUCAUGUUAGGACAAGUGAUUUUCAGAGCGGCCGCGCUUAUUUAGAAACUCCCAUAAAAAAGUAAACAGUAAAAAUACCCGUUUAGAAUCGUAGGCUAAGAGAUAAAUGGAAGAGAAAGGAAGUAUGACCAUUUCAAACUAAAAAAAAAACAUAGUUUUAUGGGAAAGUGAAAGUUUUGAGGUUGUUUUAGUCAAAGUUGUUCCCCCUACGUUAGUACCUAUUGAUAGUUUUGCUCUCGCACGCGGCGCUCUUUCGAGGGUGGUGCUGAAUUGCGUAAACACAUUUCUAUCAUGGAAACUUAACGAACGAACAGUUUACGGAGGAAGGGGGAGGGGUUAUUCACGACAGACUAGAAUCCCGACCAUGAGAAGGGGUGACAGUCUGUUUAUGGUGCAGAAACUGAGAAGAGCUUCGCCAGCCAUGCAAGUCAGUCUUGUUUCAAGACUUAUAUUUAUUUUAUGUUUUCGUUUAUUUGAUCCCAGGCCAAACAAGGAGUGGUAGUGACGGCAAGAGUUCACCCAGGAGAGACUAACUCAAGUUGGAUGAUGAAAGGACUUUUAGAUUAUCUAACAAGCAACGCUGCUGACGCAAAGGUUAGUGUUUUUUCCACUUGGAGCACCUUUUGAUCGACUCAUAUCGGCUGAGUAAGGAACCAAUGAGAAUUCAUAGACUUUGAUGCCAUGGGUGCGAUUUAUUUCACUCUACCGGGGAAUCUUCGUUUUUGAGGUCUUGAACGUCCUGAUGUGUAGAGCGUCUGCCGCUGAAUUGGGUGUCGCAAAUCAAAUGCAAAGUCACAACGACCAAUCAGAACAUGGAACACGCAAGCAAGCUGCUGGAAGCGCGGGAAACGCCGCUGGGUUUGUGCAAGAGUUGCAUGUGAUUUGUUGCGAGAAUGCCGCUGGUUUUCCUGUCCAAACACAGAGCCUUAAAGCAAAACCAAUACAAUCCCAGAAUUCUUUCGACACCCACUGGAAAAUUACGUUUGGUGAGUCUCGGUGGAAACAAUCAUUUCACUCAUUUUUCACGGUCCUUAUUGCUCCGUAGCUCCUCCGUGACAUGUUCAUUUUCAAGAUUGUUCCUAUGUUAAAUCCUGACGGAGUCGUUGUUGGUAACUAUCGGUGUUCACUAGCCGGGAGAGACCUGAACAGGAAUUACAAGACAGUGCUGAAAGAUUCGUUCCCUCCCAUUUGGCAUGUCAGGAAUAUGGUUCGCAAGUAAGGAGCUCCGUACUAGAAAUAUCUUUUGUAAAUUCAUUAUUUGCUAUUGAGCUAAGCCGUGAUCGGGCGUUUCGUUCUUGGAAUGGGGAGUGGAAAAGGGGGGGGGGUCGGCGGGAAAAAAAGAAAGAAAACGACUGAACAUUAACUCUUCCAACAAAUAACAAUACACAACUGAUUGAAGAUUAUUGAAUAUCGCAGGUGAUAGAGGGUUUCAAUGGGGUUUACCGAUAGCCUUAAAGCGACCCAAACAGGCGUUAAAAUUGGUUUAUUUUAACCGUUAGUCGUAGAAAAAGUUAACCGUUAGAAAAACUUCUGGGUAUGACAAUGGAAAGAUAUUAAACGUUAGCCGUAAAUUGGCCAAAAUUUCAUCCGUUAGCCGUAAAAGCCAUCACCCCAUUUAUACCCCCUCGACAGGAUCAACACAAAAUUCCUCGAACUAAAAUGAUGACAUUUGAUUGACUCUGACGAUGACUAACGCUCAGAUUUUCGAAAAGUCACUUAACGUCACCUUUUAACCCUUAAAACCCUACGGGUGACCAGAGUCUAAUUUCUCCUUACAGUAAUAUUACUGAAUCAUCGUCAAUACCAAUGGGAAUUUAUAGAGAAGAGUGCGGAGAAAAUGGAUUCUGAUGUGAGAGUGUGAAGUGUUAAGGAUAUAUCCCACCCACACGAUUAAACUGCAGAUCGACUGUUAACUGCUGGUUUGAAGCCAUGUACUUCAUAAUGUUGAAUUUUUCAUGGACUUUUUAUGAGUUCGUAAGACUCCCAGUCCCCUCUAUGGAGUCUUUACGCUCGACAAUCACUUUAGUCAGUGACACAAUCACUUCAGUCGGUGAACUGGGUCAUAACACACCUAGCAUUUUGUUUUGUUUCUUUUUCGUUGUUGUUGCAGAUUAUUAGAGGAACGUGACAUAACAUUAUACUGCGAUCUGCACGGACACAGUCGCAAGCAGAAUGUGUUCAUUUAUGGCUGUGAAAAUCGCUUCGAUCCUCUGAAGAGAUUGAGAGAAAGAGUUUUUCCUGUGAUGGUAUCUAAAAAUGCCCCUAGCAAGGUGCGGUGCAAGGAUUAAUUUGUUUUCCAGUAGUGUCCAUCGUUUCUAAAACCUGGGGGUAAUAAAAGCAAUUGAUCAAAGGAAAAUAAGCCUUUUUAGAUGGAGAACGAUUUCGACUCAUGUGAAGACUCAUAAGGUGCGGUAACUUUGAAGGUUUUUCCGUGAGAAGUAGUAUAAUUUGGCGGGAAGCAAUUGUUGCAUAGACUUUUUGGGCUUUUCAUACUGGCUCCUAAGAAAAAUGUUAUAAAAAAAAACACAUUGCAUCAAGGAAAGGUUCAGUUCUAAGUGUUAUCAAUAUACAGUGUUCUCAGUGUACUCUUGCAACAUUGAUCAUUUCAUUAUUUCUUCACAAUCUUCAUCUCCUUUGAGUCGAGAUUAAGUACAAAUUGGAAUUAGGAAUUAAAAUUGUGUAAACGUUUUGGCAACAAAUUUCCUUUCAAAGUGCAGAUCAGUCUGUCAAAAUUUUAAGCUCCAUAAGUUACACUUGUUGUGCUUUUCCAACAGUUCUCAUACAAAGGUUGCAAGUUUAAAGUACAGAAGAGCAAGGUUUGUAAAAUAUAAUAUUUCGCUGGUCACGAUUGUGCGACAUAUGCAUCCCAUCACUUGCCUCGGAAUACACACUGAGUGCGCUUGACAACACAGCGGUCAAACGUAAGGAAUGCGCAAGGGGAUAAAUUUUGACCGGCCGCGAGCUAAAUUAGCGCGCAAAUUUUCCCUGGAAAACAGGAGCAAUUGCUGUAACGCAAAUAUGCGAAACAGAAAAAAACAUCUAAGCGUUCAUUUAAAUCUGUAACAGAAAACAAGAGUAGGGGAAUGGAAAGCUCAAGACUUGUUAUACCCAAAGCUUCUUUAAUCACGAGUUUCCUGCUGAUUUACAAUUUUCUUUUGAGCUUUAUCAAAAAUGUUAUACGGUUUUCAAAUACCGCAAAAGCCUGAAAGCUUGUCACGUAGCCUCUAAAGCGUUCGCACAUGCGCAGACGUUUUACCUCUGUGUUGCGCUGGACUCCCUGUUGAUAAGUCUGGAUUAAAAAAAAACUGACAGAACUCAUCUGUUCUACGCUCUUCGACAAGACAAUUGACUUUCUGUCUGUCUCUCUCCAGAAAGACUGAACGUCGACUUGUGAAUAGACAGACAACUAGAUAGGAAGUUAGGAAGACCGAUAACCAGCCAGAUAUACAGUCUUUCCAACAGACGCUCAGACCGAAGAAGACGGAUAAUUAGACAUUAAUUAAGAAACACAAAUUUUAAACUUCUUACAGGAAGGAACAGGUCGGAUUGUUAUGUGGCAUAUGGGGAUUUUGAACAGUUUUACUAUGGAGGUGAGAUUAAACUUCUUGCUCAGUCACGAGCGAAAUGUCUAGCUCUUUCUGCCUUUUUUUUUUCUGAACUCUUUUUGGGUGCGCGUGGCUUGAGAAAGCACAAGAAAUCCCUUGUGUUUUGGGUUUAUUUCUUCCCGUCUUGUGAUUUUGCAUCGCAGCACACUGUUUUUUCUAGUUUUCCUUUCAUUUGAUGGCUUAAUUUUCUUCGUCACCUGAGUUUUUAUUUCGAGUGUUCCUUCCAUUUAAAGGCUAAAUUUUCUUCGUCGCUAAAACGACUCAAAAUGUUUUUAUGUUACGUAUCGCCCCCGCCGGUAAAGGUGUUACAUGUUGAGCGUGUUUUUCAUCUCGCUGUGUUUUUUCCUGCAGGCGACUUUUUGCGGCUCGUCAAUUGGUAAACGCGCCGGCUAUCAUUUCAACACAGUGGACUUUGAGUCGAUGGGAUACCACUUGUGUGAUACUCUACUAGAUUACUGUGAUCCUGAUGAUUCAAAGGUAAGAGGUCGUCUUCUCCGUACGUCACCAUUUGUGCAUCGUUGCCCAGGAGUUUCGAUGGGGGCCUUAAGCAGUUAGGACGAAAACACCGAAGACGUCGAUUAUAAAGACUAAUUGUCGAUUGAUUCAUUUACCAUUGCUGAUAUUGUCUUGUUCACAGUUUGUAACUAUCUUACGAGUGCUGGAGUUGAAAAUGAAGGCGGAUAUAUUGGAGAGGAUGAAGCGAAAAGGCACUGCAGCACCUACCCUUACCGAGUCUGACAUAGAUCUUGACCUCAAUUAUACUUCUGAUAUCGAAUCAAGGUAGGUUUGGUCUUAAAACCUGUAUUUAACCGUGUCCUCUGGGACUGUUGGCUCAACCUAUCCAAUCACAUGUCGAACUCAGCCAAUCAGAGGAAGCUGUCGUCACCUGUCCUUCACCUCACGUGAGUUUUCCUGCACAAAACACAACUUUUGAUCGGCUCAUUUCCUUCUUAAAUGCCGUCAUAGUCAUUGACUUUGUGAUAAGUUUGACGGGUCUACGUGUGUUGUAUAAGCAAAAUCAAAGUAAUCUAGACAGCUAACUAGGGAAAGGUAAAUUUCAUUACAAGCCUGAAUGGGCUUUCAAGAGGUAAAAAGCGUGGGAAAACGCGAGUGAUAGUCGUGAAUGGUUGAAGUCUUGCAUUUCAUUGGCUCAGAAGGUGGCGCGUGUUUCCAAGACCAAGACCAAUCACACAACGUAAUGAAGGACAACCACUGCAUUGUGGGAUUAUUAUUGAUUCUCACUUGAGAUUUGCCCGCCGCUUAUUUCACCUGAAAGAAGGGGCAGUGUUUAUUUCAAUUUGUGUUUUAUUUCCAGCACCGGCGGUUCAGACAGCUCUAUGUCCGAUGGUCUGCCAAUGCAUCUCAUUUAUGCUCCUGAAGGACUAAAGAUGGUGAGUCUUUUGAUUGAUGAAAGAUCAUCUUGUAAUUACUGACCUUCACAAAUUGAUAUGAUCUUACCUUUGGUACUGUUGUGUUCUGAAAUAAAAUAGUAUACUGAUCAAGAACCACGCAAGAAGAAGCUGAAGACGAGAAAGGAACGGAACAAGCGGCGAGCCAAAGCUAUGAAAGUCAAGGACGUUUUGCUGGCUGAUGUUGUGACGCGGUCUGCGGUGAGUGACAUGACAUUACGACUGACUUGUUUCCUUUUACGUUUGUAUCCUAUGAUAUCAUAGGGUAUAGAAUGCUCAGUUGGAGCACAUUUUGUAGGGUGCUCCACAACAAAACCGAAGUAUUCAAAACAGCCAAUCAUAGCAAAGGACAAUGCCACAAGGAGCCGAUGAGAACUGGCUCAAAGUAAAAACAAGCAAAUUGCCCAAAGCGCGGGAAAACGCGGGUGACCAAGUCGUGAUUGCCCUCAGUUUUGAAUCUGAUUGGUUGAGAGGGUGGCGCUGGUGUUUUGGACCAAUCAUAAAGGGAAUUUAUGCAACACCAAAGCAAUCCCGGAUGACUUUCGACGCUCAUUUGAAAAUUUCUUUAUAUUGAUGCAACUCUCUGUACUUUUAGAGUACUGACGUCAUUUUUGUUUUCUGCUAUUUUAGCAAGACCAAGAGCGAGCGACAGAAGUAAAGUUAAUUUACCAGAAACAUCACCCAAAAGUGAGUUGUUGGGAAUAAAUUGCUUAUUAUUUUCGAAAAUUUGCAACUCGAGCAGUCUUGUUGGUAGAAAUCACACUUCUGUAGAUGUGUCAGGUUUUAAACUCUUUUAAGGGUCUAAUGGAAUGGAUGAUUGAACUUCAUGCCAGCUUCUGUUUCAUGAAGUUUUAUCUCCAUUAUUUUGUCUACCCACCAGGUAAUCGUAAAACCUUCCUCGGUAUGUUUGAAAAGUUUCCAUAGCUUAGCAAUUUGUCUGAGAUUGGAGCUCUAUUUGUUAAGAGUGAAAACGUCAAAACACACUUAAAAUGUCUUAAGAUGUCAAACACGCUGAGAAGAUCUCAAUUCAGACACGCUCAUUAUCGGUAAGAUUGAACCAUUUUCCUUCCAAUAUCGUGCGGAGCACGUGGAAAACUAAAAAUUGUAAUUAAACACUUUGUUAAACUUUGUCUAGCGGUCUGCUCUUCCCAGUUCCGCGCGGAUGAAGUUAGACAAUCCACAGCCACGGAAGCAUGAGCACAAAAGCGACAGCAGACCGUGUACACCGAUGGGCUCACUGAAGUUGGAUGGUUCUGCAUGCAGGGUAAGUACUAAAGUAAUGACAGAAAGAGAAAAAAAGAAUAAGAGGGAUGAGCGAAGGCCGGGAACUAGAGCAGUAACGUUUGUGAAAAAUCGUAUAAUUAUUAAUAAAUAGAGAAUGUUACUUGGGUGCGCGUACAUAUGGAGUUUCUCUUUCGAGUGUUCAACUUGACAUCUGAACACGAGAAGAGAAAUUCCACACCUAAAGGCAACCUUGUGUUAUUUUGUUUAUUACAUAAACGCCGUAGGCAUUUACUGACGAGAUAAUUCGCCAAACGACCUUGGAUUGAGAAUGGUGAACGCUUUGCCUUUCAUUAAUCAACAGGACAGAGUGACGUGAUUGGCAAAAUCAAAGACCCGUAAAAAAAUUAUCGUAAAUUUUCACGUGUGCGGUGACGGCUUUUCUCAGGGCUGGAAAUCCUGGAAAUGCAACGCAGUUUUUAUAAUAAAAGUAUUUAUUAACAGUUGAACUCUUGUUUUUAAAAUUCGUGUGCCUUCUUUAAAGAUGAAGUGUGGUUUUCCCACAGCAGGAUUACCUGGAAGCUGUCACUAAUGCUUAUAUGAUGAGUGGCGUGCUAGUAACUGAGUCAAAAGGUGACUAACCUCUCUUAUGAUGCAGUGUUCAGUUUUGUGCGCUAACCAGGCGUUCCCCUUUCGAUCUCCUAGGGAAUCAUUGUGCUGUGUUCUUGAGCUAACCUCAAUUUUGCGUAAAUUCCUCUACCUCCUCAAUUCCCAGAAACUUUUCCUAUAAUUGUAAAUGUAAUUCCUUCUUUAAUGCUUGUCUCAGUCACUACAAUACUACCCCAAAAAAGAAAAUUAAACAGAGGAUGAAUUGAACUUAAGUACAUAUCGUGAAAAACCAAGAACGAUAUUCUUAAAUUUGUCUUAUAUCGCCCACCUCACAUUUCAUCUCAAUCUACUGUUUGAUUAGUUGUUGCCUCUUUGAUGUUCGUGCCAAAGUUUAUUAACACUCUAACAAAAUUAUUUUUAUGAUUAUAACAAAAAUCAAAAGUAACGUUUGUACACUACACUGUAUCCCUAUUUCAUUUUCACUGCCUUUUGUUUAUUAUUUUUUUUUAUCAGAGGUUCCCCAUUUUCGUUACACUGACGGUUCUACUUAUCUGAAAGAGACCCCAGAAAGGACUGGCAAGUGAGUUAUAAAUCUGUGGAGUUAAUAACACUUGGAAACUUAUUCUUUACUUAUUCAGUAGACUUUGAGGAAUUUGUUUAAAAUGUAGAAGAGGAAAAUUUUACCUGCUCGGCUGAGUUAACCUUGAAAACAUUGCUUCCCACACGGACACGUUUUGUCUUAGGCCUCCAUAACUGAGAGGUCGGGCAAGGACGUUUUAGAGCGCGCGAAACUAGCAACAUGUCGAGUGUUCUUUUACCCCACAGUUGUUGCAGGUUAUUCAUCUUAAGCACUCAGUUGUUGAUCCUGGAAAAAUUGCUAUCCAACAGAUUGUAAUAAAUAGAGAGGUUUCCAAAGCAGUUGCGUUCCCUUUGUGAUCCAAAAUCAUUAGUGCUCACGUUUCCUGAUCACAGACAUACAGGGAUGCGGCACGGAAGACCACAGGCAAUUUGCGAACACUUCGGUGAGCGACUGGUGACCAAUUUCCAAUUUAAAGCGCGAAUGACCAUGAGGGGGUAUUCUCUUCCACCUUGGUGCCCGUGUUAUUAUUAUUUUUUUCUGUAGUAGAAAGGCCCUAAUUACGAAACAGGAUACGUGAACAAUUCCAUCAGGCUUUAUGUCAUUUGAUCCAAAUUUUACGCUCAUUCUGCUAGUUUGAGUCGCUGGUCUGUCGCCAGUCCCGCGCAGCCUCAAGGAUUUGAAAUAAGUGAGGAGGAGGGACACUUCACGGUGUCUUAUUUGGCAAAACAGUUGGAAAAAGCUACUGGUAUGUGAAAAAAUGACAUGAGCUUUGUCGAUUUAAUGUUAAUGAUAAGUUAUGUUAAUGACAAUGAUAUGAUUGAAAUUUGUAGUAGUUUAUGUGAAGAUGUUUUACAAGGUCAGUAAUUUAUGAUAAUUUAUGAUGCGAUGUUUGACGAGGUCAUUAAUUUAUGAUAAUUCAUGGUAAGAUGUUUUACUAGGUCAUUGCCCAUCAGUGCUCCGUUGUUUCGUAUCAUUUACUGUACAGUCUAUCGCUCUUUCUGUAGAUUGUGCGUAUGUAGCACCAAAAAGUCGAAAUGAAAAGAGAAUUAGCUCAGCUCUUGAACUGGCGCGAAAAAUUACCAUGUACAACAGCCGCUACAAGACGGCCGGGAAUGAAAGACAAGAGCCUGUGGUCCAGCCAACGCCUCUACUAAGACCCAGGACUCCUGUGCAACCAUAUCCGUAUUUUCCAUGGCAACCUAAAGGGGACUGUUUGUCAAGUACUAAGGUACAGAUCGCUGAACAUGACAACUCUCUAUCAUCGGAAGAGAUUUAGAACAGCUAAUGCCUCCUAGUAGCUUCUUAACUUAACUUUUUUAUUCCCGAACAACAACCUUAAAUUCCAGUUUAAAAAGCCCUCUGUUCAAAGAUAACAGUGCAGGGAAAUUUGUAGAAGUAUAUUCCUAUGGUCAGGGAAUAAUAAUGCGAGGCUGUGUAGUAUCAGGACGGUGUAACCUGAAUUUUUUGUCAAAAGUUGGAAAUUUGGUUAUUCAGGGAAUGAACCUUGUUGUUCACAAGUGCCAAUUCUUUUAAGGCAAACAGCACAUUUAUCUCGUACGUACCUCUUUGCCUCCUUCACGUCUAGCCAACCCGCUUUCGGUCGAAGAUAUGCAUAGCAAACUUAAAUGGAGCGUUUACAGUAAUGCGUGAUUGUAUUGGUUUCUGAAAAAGAGCUAAGAUUUUUAUCGAAGGAAAUGGAAGACUCGUUGAUUUGUCUGCUGUUGUAUUAUUUUUAAGGCGCGUUUGUACGAACCGAAACCCGCGAAAGAACAAGAAGUGAGAAAGUCCUGGUCUCAGAUUUCACUGGAAGAAAGAAAAACGAAAAAACUCAGCCAAAAGAACUCCGCGAAAAAGAAAGCCCUGUCUGUUGCAGCCACUGAAGCAACAAGUUGGCAACAAACAAAGGAAGAAACGCCGCGCGUACUCAAAAAACGUGAAGGUUGCUUUUUUUUAUUUUGUUUCUGUUCACUCUAUUAAUGGAUGCUAUAUCCUCAUUAUAAAACGAAACCCCUUCUGUUGAGUACCGUUAUUUUACUAGAUGGAAAAUAAAUCAUACCUGUUUGUUAACUUUAAUUCAGUUCAACAGCUCGAGCCCCCAACUAUUACCUCCACUUCAAAAGGUUACCAGUCUCCUCGACAGCCCGCGACCACUCAGUUGACUGCGCCGGAGACGCAUGCGCAACCUACGCAAUUAGUGGGAUCCAAGGUUAUGAAGAAAUACACGGGCAACGGACAAAUGAACAGAAAUCCUACCGGUUUGGUAAGUAAGGCGUGCCUCUUUGUUUGUUAAGGACUGUUACCUUUCUUGAGAACUUUGCCUACACUCCGUAUCGACCAUGUUUCUCUUUUUAUCAGACCCCAAGCGCGAUCGACAGAUUUAACACACUACCAGUGAAACCCAGUUCCAAUUUCGUGGACGUAUCUCGCUUUACGAGCAGCAAUUCUUCUCUAAUGACCGGCCGCCAGUCGCCUGUCUACGUCGCUGUACCUGCUGACAGACCUCCUGUGAAGCUUAGAUCGAAAGCGCGCAUUACUCCGCAGGACACAAUCGAUAUAUCCACCAUAAAUGAUCUGAGAAGCAAGCUUUUAAAUGUCGAUGAUUCAGGGUAUGAUAUAGAGAAUAAUUAAUGGGAGUGCAUAGAUAUAGCAUUUCUCUUCAAGCGUUCAACUUGACGUCUUACGAGUGAACGCAGCCUAUGAUAUGACGAACGGUACCGGUUAACAAACAUGGCGAUGGAAUCUCAGCUUUCAAUAUUCAUUUCUAUUGUAAAUAAGUAAAUAUUUACAACACACUAACGCAAUUCAAUCUUGUUUUGUACCAGAACUUUAGUGACUUACGCUCUACAGAAUCAGGAGGAUGAGAAGGUAAUGACUCAAGUACAAGAUUACGUCCAUGAGACUAAACCCUUUCAUGCCCUGAUCUCAUUAAUAAUUCUCCGUUCAGUCUGUCACACAAUUCUUAUGAUGUUAGUUCUGAGAAUUUGUUGACAUUUUUCUUUAUUCUCAUCACUUGUCUGUCUGAUAUUGUAAUGAUAUUUUAAGGAGAAAUUCUGUCUUGAUCACUCAUGGGAGUUAAAGUGUUACAAUUAUUUUGACAAGUGGUCUUUAAUUUUCCCGCAAUGUGAGAAUGCGCGCAUGCAACCUGGUGCUUAUCUUUGAUCAGUUGCCACCAGAUGAGGCGACUAAGAGAUACCCUGCUUCCCAUAGAUGGACGUCAGGAUGAAAAGAAAGUACAAAUUGAGUAAUUGUCUCAGUUUGUAAUGAUAACCAACACUUAUGACUUAUUUUGCCCCCGCAGCCUGUAGCAAGCAGCAGUGACAGCGAGACAGGUGGCGCUCCUUUCGCUACUGAGCAUGCUCCAUCUGACAGCCCGAAGAGCAUAAGAAAUGAGUUGAACAGUGUCACCAUGGCAACUGGUAUAAUCCCAUGGGAAGACAGCUGUCUCCAAAAUGUUGGCUUUGUGACUGGAAAACAUGGCAGGAAGUCACAGUCUCCAGUUAUAUCUCCUGGUAAGGAUAGGAAAGAAGUCCCUGAAGGAGAACUGUUCAUUUUGUCACGAAUGGCGUGGAAUAAUUCCGGUCCGUGGUCCGUAUUGUUAGAAGUUGGACCGGUUAUGAGCGCAUGAUUAGCCAAUCAGAUUCGAAUAAUUAAGAUUCCUGCCCGCUGAGAUGCGUCAGAAAGAAAGAAUGAAAAUGAAUAAAAGCAAAGUAACAUGGAAACAUAAUGAACUAAGAGAACCUUUGAAGGAAAAAGUCCUCUUUCAAGCGAAGCAGCAGUACCCCUGACCGCUGUGUACCACGAAGAGUUUAAUGUAGAUUUGUUUAAACUUGCAAAGGCAUUAACAAUUUGUUCCGUCCCUUGAGCUUACCUCCAAGUUAAUAGCUUUUCGUGUCUGUCUUACUCACUAAACCACAAUGACAUAUAUGAGUAACGUUUACAACAAAUUAAUCUUCAAUUUAGGCAUAGUCCAAAUAGGAAAGGGACUGAGAGACGAGGCGCCUAUGAAUGGUGAAUCAAAGAGGACCGGCUCACUUAAUAAAGCAUCUCGAAGUCCUACCAGAAAUCAGGAAUCAGGUACUGUACUUCUUUAAUAUAUGGACAAGGUGUUUUAAGAAGCAUCCGCUACAGUGAGUCUGCUUAAGCACAGUACUUGAGCACCCGAAGUACAGAUUGAUAGGCGAUAGGUUCGACAAUUGUCGGAAUCAGUCGGUAGGUCUCAAAAGUUAGUCCAAGUAUUAUUGCCUCGCCGACUGAAGUAAACAUCGUUACUCUUCAACAAUAGUCUUCGGCUUGAAAUGUAAAGCUCUUUUUGUUUUCUGCGUUGUAAACGACCCUAUUAUGAAGAGGUUUUUACAAUUCGUUCCCAAUUCAGAGAGAAAAAAUUUUAGCAAUUACAAUUUUAUCGGUAAAAGUGGGUGAAAAUUACUCAAACUGUUUGCUUAAUCCUUCGAAAGCAAUCAUCUCUGAAGCUUGUUCAAACAAAGUGACCUGUUGUGUCCUUUUUCAGGUGCGGCUCCGUCAACAAUUUCCCUGACGUUCCAGUUUGGUUCCGGUGGUUCACCUCGAGAGCAAGGCUUGUCGCCUCCUCAGAGACCACCAGUCUUCCCCCCACAGCUCAAGAAUUUUUUUAGACCUCACGGACCACUCCACAGAUAACAGCAGUGGCGGAGUCACAUGCACUGAAAUCAUAUACAAUAGUUGGCUAAACACAGGCUCCCCUCCGAGAAUACACUAAGCCCGCGAUCUUCAACGGCAUUGCUUACUGUGGCUUAUACUUUUGUAGUGCCUAAAAUCACUGUGGACAGGAUGUUGGUGCAUGCUAGACCUACUCUGUAACUGAAAUCUCAGUCAACUACCCCGAACUCCGUAUGCACGUACCACCUCGAAUCAAGAAGCAUUCCUUUCGCGACAGUGGAAAAUAUGUGUCAAGACUUUCUGUUUACACCCAAACAAAUUUAGGCACUGAAUUAGAACACUUUUCGAUGGAGUGUUGUUGAAGGAAAAUCGAAGUAAGCACAUCAAUCAAUCAGACAAAAAAAAAAAUGAAUGACCAAUGAAAACUCUGACAAGUAUAAACUGCCUCAAGCAGC
Molecule: messenger RNA, 19418 nt
Organism: Pocillopora meandrina
Lineage: Eukaryota; Metazoa; Cnidaria; Anthozoa; Scleractinia; Pocilloporidae
Source: the annotation of a GenBank genome assembly